This is a messenger RNA of Sphaeramia orbicularis (orbiculate cardinalfish), 2922 nucleotides long. RefSeq names its product salvador family WW domain containing protein 1 (gene sav1). Lineage: Eukaryota; Metazoa; Chordata; Actinopteri; Kurtiformes; Apogonidae. The transcript has 5 exons. Gene Ontology annotation, cellular component: cytosol. The record is from RefSeq and is a predicted model, not a curated record. Gene Ontology annotation, biological process: positive regulation of apoptotic process; apoptotic process; hippo signaling. Bases 288 to 1484 code for a protein of 398 amino acids. Gene Ontology annotation, molecular function: protein binding; molecular adaptor activity.
UUCGGACCGUGCUGUGGCAGGCUGACGGGCAGGACUACAGAGUGGAUUCCCAGUGGUUGAAGCGGCGGGAGUGGGAGUGGAGCCUCCACAAAUCGGACAAGACCGCAGCUGGAGAGACGUGUCCCGAGCCAGAGCUCCAGUUAGCAGGCUAACCUGGCUAACCAACCUCCAAACCAUAAAAUAUACUCCAUCCACUAACUACAGACGGAGCGGGAUGGUUGCAGAGUCAGAGGAUUGUGCCAUGAUAUUACAGCAUCGUGUUGUUGAUGUUUUCCGAGCCUUGAGUUAUGCUCUCUCGAAAGAAAAGUAAAAACGAAGCGUCUAAACCAGCCGAGGUACACGGAAAAUAUGUGAAGAAGGAAACGUCGCCGCUCCUGAGAAAUCUCAUGCCCUCAUUCAUCCGCCAUGGACCCACUAUUCCCAGACGCACCGAGGUUCCCCUGCCGGACAUGGGCCCCUCUGCGUACCCAGUGGCCCCCAACCGGGAGACCGUGGUGUCCCGUCGAACCCCUGUGCCGAGGCCCCCCCAUGAGGUAGCCCGCAGAGAGACCCACCGGGUGUCGGCCCCCCCGUUCAUGCCCCGCAGCCUGGGAGACCUCUCCCACGAGUACGGGGGUUCCUCCCAGUCCUUCGUCACAGACAUGGGCCCCCGGUCUGAGAACGGAGACCCCACUCGGUAUUACUACCCCUCGGAGCCCUACUAUGGAAGCCAGCAGCAGCGCCCUCCCAGGAGGAUCCCAGACAGCUUCCCAGAGGAAUACAGAUACUGUGAUCGAAAUGAGCACAACUUACAGAGACACCCAAGACAACACACACCCCCGGCCCCCAGCAGACCCCCCUCAGGGAUAGGUCGAAUACAGGCCAAGUCCCUGGGCAAUCUCUCCAGUCUGACGGGAGAGGACCUCCCUCUUCCGGCCGGCUGGACGGUCGACUGGACGAUCCGUGGUAGGAAAUACUACAUUGACCACAACACUAACACUACACACUGGAGCCACCCUCUGGAGAGGGAGGGGCUCCCCCCAGGCUGGGAGAAGGUGGAGUCUGCUGAGUUUGGGGUCUACUAUGUGGAUCACAUCAACAAGAGGGCGCAGUAUCGUCAUCCCUGUGCUCCCAGCGUGCCCCGCUAUGAUCAGCCCCCCCCUUUACCCCCUCCUGUCACCUACCAGCCCCUCCCUGCAGAACGGAACCAACCCGUCCUGGUUCCAGCGAACCCCUACCACACAGCAGAGAUCCCAGACUGGCUACAGGUCUACGCCCGCGCACCACUCAAGUAUGACCACAUCCUGAAGUGGGAGCUGUUCCAGCUGGCUGACCUGGACACAUACCAGGGGAUGCUGAAGCUGCUGUUCAUGAAGGAGCUGGAGCACAUUGUCAAAUCGUACGAGGCGUACCGGCAGGCACUGCUGUCCGAGGUGGAGGCUCGCAAACAGCGGCAGCAGUGGUACGCUCAGCAGCCCAACAACAACUUCAUAGGGAACAUGUAAUGUGGACUGAACGCAGCCUGGCCACACCCCCCUGAGGUUUCCGCAGUUUGGGAGCGGUCAGCGCUUCAGCGUUUCCCUUUGAAAUCAGCAUUGACUUUUAAUUGCCUCUUUUUUACCAAACACAUCUGUGCCUUCGCUUGAUCCAAAUAUAUCAGCCUGGAAGUUGAGACAGAAUUUAUGAAUGACCAUGUGACUGAAAGAAUACACCCUCCAAUGAAGAAACACAACCUAUAAUGUGCUAGAUGUGAGGAGGCCUGUGGUGCCAUUUAUAGCCCUGAAAACUGAAUCGCUGUAUGGAUUUCUAUUUCCAAGACUGAAGAGUCCAACAAAGCACAAAAAAACAAAAACCUGCUCUGGAUAUUUGUUGGAAAACAUCCUGAAUUGUGCCUUUGGUAAAAGAAACGCUGGAUUUUUCCAGUGUUGUAUUGCGUAUACACCAGCUACUCCAUCAGUGUUUCCUGUGAGGACACAAAGGCAGGCAGCUUCUCCUCAUUUGUUUCCAUAUGAAAUACUCUGACUUAUUCUCUUUCUUGUGUUUUGUUCCCCUCAUUAACUGAAACCACACUAUUUUACAUUAAACUCAAAAAAUGUGCAUUGUUCUUUUCAAUGACAUAUCCUUUAUAUGACAAUCCACCAAAACGUCACAGAUAUUUAAUACAUUUUGAUAAGAAGCGUCUUUAUUGAAAGACCCUGUGGGAUGAAGCAUCACAUUGGAUGCAUUUCGAGCAUCUCUGGGCUCUUGGCAUUACUGUAAAAUCAGCAAUAUUUUUUAGUUUGUGUCUAUUUAAACAUAUAUAAGCUACUGGAACUUUUUAAAGUUACAAUCUAACACUUCAGAAGACACAUUGAGUUUGCCAAAAAAAAAAAAGUGCAAUUCAGUUUCACUGUUUCAUUAUUUAUGGAUGUUUCUUUCCUAAAGAUAUUUUCUGCAGUGACACAUCACCUCUGUGGUGUUAAUGAAAGUACAGGAAAACAUUCUAUUGAUUACAUAUUGAUCACCACCUUUUAAAGAAGUCUUCAUUUGAUACAUUUUAAUAUUUGUAACUAAUUCAAAGCAAAAUAAAUAUUUUUCCAUUUCAGACUUGCAUACAAGCCAUUAAGAAUAAGUAAUAAUAUGGAUUUGACUGAUUAGUGAGCAGUAUACCGUCUGUAAUGGACCAUCUUCCUUCACUAUGCAAGAAGGUCUCAAUCAUAUCAUUUCAGAGCGGUGUCAUGUCUUUGUACAUACAUCAUUUUGUGGAUUUGCAACUACAAGACAUAAGCAAUAAAGUCUGCAGUGAAGAAAAUACAACCCCUUUAUAUUAUACUUCUUUGCUCUCAAACAGAUGUGGUGGCUAGAUGUUGAAGUAAUUAAAAACACAUUUCAGACUGUUUGGAAGAUCUCAAAGGUUUUCCCGGAUGGCAUCAAGUUUAAUAAAUAACUCGAGUAUGGUUUUCA